UUUAAAUCAAGUGGUUUUGCUACAAACUAAAGACAAAUUAUUCCAAGCACUAGUGAAAUUGUAGUACGCGAGUGCGCUACCAUUGAUUCUCAUAUUUUAUUAACUUAAAUAAAUCCUUCUAUUAGUAGCUUUUUAAUUUAAUAUUCUUAUGGCAGCUAAAGAUCAAAAAUCAGGUCUCGCUUUUAUUGAUCUGAAAUCUAAUGAUCCAGUUAAUCUAUACGAAAACUGGCACCAAGAGGCGAUGAAGUACAUUAAAAAAUCAACAAGCAUCACUUGUCUUGCAACUGUCUCUGGCGAAACUCCACGAGCGCGACAUGUGUUGUUGAGGGGAUACGGCAAAGAUGGCUUUGAAUUUUUCACCGACAGCAGAGGAAGAAAAUCUCAGGAACUUAGGGAAAACAACCAGGCCGCGAUGUGCAUUUGCUGGAUUUACGAGAACGAUAAAAGUGAGCGCGUUUCGAGGCAGGUAAGGCUGGAAGGUCGAGUAGAAUUACUACCGCGGGAGAGAGUUAAAGAAGUUUAUGAGUUAGAGCCGCUUUACUGUAAAAUUCGCGCUCAUUUGUGUCAUCAGGAUGCUAAGGUGGAUUGGACCGAGAUGAAGGAACGUCACGAUGAAUUAUUACGUCAAGUUGAAUCAGUCCCCGAGAGUUUAGUCAUGCCUGAACAUUUUAUCGGUUACAAGCUAAUUCCUACAUGGUUCGACUUUUAUUUCUCGAAAGAUGAUUUCAUUGCUGAUCGGAUGGAAUUCACCAAUGAAAAUGGAGUUUGGACGAACAUGAGAAUCGCCGCAUGAUUUCAUUAUUAUUUUUAAAUAUAAAAUUGGUUUAUUUUUAAAUAAAUCUGUGGAUAAAUUUU
Molecule: messenger RNA, 855 nt
Organism: Cotesia glomerata
Lineage: Eukaryota; Metazoa; Arthropoda; Insecta; Hymenoptera; Braconidae
Product: pyridoxine/pyridoxamine 5'-phosphate oxidase
Exons: 6
Coding region: 149-793 (214 amino acids)
Biological process (GO): pyridoxal 5'-phosphate biosynthetic process; pyridoxine biosynthetic process
Molecular function (GO): pyridoxamine phosphate oxidase activity; FMN binding
Source: RefSeq, a predicted model, not a curated record